UUGUCCUUGUUCACACCCCCGGAGGGAAAGGGACCCUCCUGCCAAAUGUCCAUGGGACUGGAGCAGCCGUUGUCUUCUGGGCCUCUCCAUGGGCACAGGGCUCCGGGCAGCGAGGUGUCAGCCACACCUGGGGGAAACUGAGGCACGCACACGACUCAUUCAAAAUAUCACGAAGUCAUUCCCAUGCCGUCCCCGCCGGCCUGCCCCCUGCUGGCAGUUGCCCAGCCAGGGUGGAGCAGGGGUGUCUGGCGCAGGCUCACGGGCAUUGCUCUCUGCCAGCUGUGUCUCUGGCAGAUCUCCGUGCCGGGGGGCCACGUGAUCGACCUGCAGUUCCACAACUUCAGCCUGGAGUGGCAGGAGGACUGCACCUUCGACUUUGUGGAGGUGCACGACAGCGCCGGCACGGACCCCCCCAGCCUCCUGGGCAGGUUCUGCGGCUCCCAGCUGCCACCCGUCCUGACCUCCUCCCGGCACGUCAUGACCGUCCUGUUCGUGGCAGACGAGGGCGUGGCAGACGACGGGUUCUUUGCCACCUACCGUGCCCGCAACGCCACGGAAAAAACGUGCAGCUCCUUGGAGUUCUCCUGCGGAACGGGGGAGUGCCAGGCGCUGGAGUCGGUGUGUGACGGCUGGCACGACUGCCCAGACGGGAGCGAUGAAGUCAACUGCCCUGGGUUCUCGCCCCCCUCCGUCGGUGAGUGACGGCCCCUAGCUCAGCCAGGCACCUGCGACGAUCGACGCUGGCCCAAUGGGUGGGGGGGGCC
Molecule: messenger RNA, 764 nt
Organism: Pelodiscus sinensis (Chinese soft-shelled turtle)
Lineage: Eukaryota; Metazoa; Chordata; Testudines; Trionychidae
Source: RefSeq, a predicted model, not a curated record